Molecule: messenger RNA, 1738 nt
Organism: Vitis riparia (riverbank grape)
Lineage: Eukaryota; Viridiplantae; Streptophyta; Magnoliopsida; Vitales; Vitaceae
Exons: 3
Coding region: 44-1351 (435 amino acids)
Molecular function (GO): protein binding
Source: RefSeq, a predicted model, not a curated record
CUGACCCUAGAAAUUGAGAUUUUGUGCAGAGGAGAGAGGGAAGAUGGGAGGCAACGACGUGCUGUUGAUAGCUACCCGACUACGUCUGCUCGCCGUCGACGUGACGAAGCUGAAAAUCCUUCACUACUCAGAUACCGAAUUUACGGUACCGACAUUGCCGGUUGUGCAAGUGUUCGAUUUCGUGGACGGGGGUUAUUCCUUUGGAGCGAGAUUUUUCAUGUGGGGUUCCAAACUUUAUAUGGCCGGCGGUGAAAGAACUCGCUGGGAUGCAUCACAAGAAGAGCUCAGUAGGCCACUCGGCGCCGGCUUUCCUUUGAAGUCUAGGGCAAGCAAGCGUUCCCCACUUAUCUUCGUUUCAGAUUUCACCACGCCCGAUUCCAUCUCCAAAUUGAGUAGAGCUAAUUUCAGGAUGAUUACAGAAAAGCCUAGUCCCAUUAUAGUAGAGUUUGGAGGUAAGCUUUACGUACUGUCUGGACCUUCUUGGCACUAUAACCAUCCCUUGGAGUCCCCCACGUUUGAGGUUUAUGAUCCGUCUCUCGACGAAUUUGAGCCCCUGCCCGAUCCUCCCUUCUACAUUGAUAAUAAUUUCAAUUCAUAUGAUUGUGCCGUGGCUGGCUACUGUCUUGUGAAAUCCUCCAUUUACAUGUUGGUUGGAAACCGUUGUUAUUGUUACCGCAUCCAAGACAAUCAAUGGGAUGCUGAUGGAACUUCAAUGGAAGAAAUAGGUGUCCACAAAUAUGCGUUGCCUUGUUUUAGUGGGCAGUUUGUGCCUGGUUACAAUGACAUUUUCAUUUGCUUUCGUUUCCAUUCCCUGAUUGCCAUCAUGCUCCGUGAUGACGGUGGUCAUUCAUUUCAGUAUAUAGAUGAUGAGGUUUUUGACCCUCAUUACCACCCUGAUUCAUUUUCUUAUAAAGGACUAGUUGUUGCCAUGGGUGGGCAUGGGAUGUGCAUCCUAAAGCCUGCCAAGGCAAAAGUGGGAAACAGAAACCGUUGUGUUCUUUAUGUGGCCACUUUUCAUGUCAAGAAAUUGGAUUCCUCGGUCGAUGACGCCAAACGAGCCUUGACUAGUGCGGAAAGUUCCAUAGCUCCUACCUCUAAGAUAGCCAAGAUGGUUACUGAUUCUGAUAUCGGAACUUCUCAUCAUCAUCGCGAUGUUAGAGAGAGUGAUGAUUCAGCAUCUCUCCAAGAGAGUGAUCCACCACCACCACCCCAAGAAAGUGAUCCACCACCACCAUCAACCCCACGACCCUUCGUGUCUAUUACUUGUUUGAGCAAAGGUUUCUAUGACCUCGAAACAUGGGGCCCUGAAAUACCUUACAUUACCAGCGCAUUCUUCCAUCGAUGGGAGUGAAGGAUGGGUCUGAAACUUCUUCAUUGCUGUUAAAAUUUGCAAAUCAUUUGUAAAGAUCAUUGAUUGGUUUAAGGAUUGAGCAGUCGUCAAGGUGGUUGUUUCCUGUAAUUUGGGCAGAGGUUUGAAGCUGUGAAGCAAUGCACUUAGAAUUUUAGUUCUUUCAACGGUUGAAGUGUUAUCUCCAUCAGUGACCACAAAAGUAAUCUCUUUCUUUGUUAAAAAAAUGCUUCAAUGUCGUUUCAUUGUCUCCUUCCAACUAGGAUUGGUCAUGGUUUGAGAGCUUACAAUGGGGCAUGGUAUGGGUACCAGUUCAGUUGUGGACUGGAGUUUAGUCCACAAAAAAUUAGGAUGUGUUUGGUGCUUGGAAGUUGUGGUGGAAAGAAUGAA